Molecule: messenger RNA, 1560 nt
Organism: Daktulosphaira vitifoliae (grape phylloxera)
Lineage: Eukaryota; Metazoa; Arthropoda; Insecta; Hemiptera; Phylloxeridae
Product: kelch domain-containing protein 3-like
Exons: 8
Coding region: 258-1511 (417 amino acids)
Cellular component (GO): cytoplasm
Molecular function (GO): chromatin binding; protein binding
Source: RefSeq, a predicted model, not a curated record
UUAUGUCUUCGUCUAUGACGUGAUUUAAUAAUUUUGAACAUUUUCUAUUAUAACAAAAGUAUUAUUACAAAAAUACCUACUUAUAAUUCGUUUAUUUCUAUGAUUAUCUAGAUGAUUAAGUUUUUAUUUUAUUUUUUCGUACUAUAUUUAUCCAGUGAGAAAAAAUUAUGAUAAAGUAAUAUGCUUAAUGUAAUUAAUAUACAAAGGAGGUUAUUGUACUUUCACCAUAAUCAAACAAUAGUGAAAAUUGUUAUAAGAUGUAUUGGACUUUUCAUAUGCAUGGAGGUCCAAGACGUGUAAAUCAUGCUGCUGUCGCAAUUGACUCUAGUAUAUUCACAUUUGGUGGAUACUGUAGCGGAGCAGAUUAUAAAAACUUUAAACCUAUUGAUAUACAUGUACUAGAUACUAUUAAAUUAAAAUGGUGGAAAUUAGAACUUCAAGAUCAUGAAUGUGAAAAUACUCCAUUUCAAAGAUAUGGCCAUACAGCUGUAGCAUACAAUAACAAUGUAUUCUUGUGGGGUGGCCGAAACGAUAAAGAAACAUGCAAUACAUUAUAUUGUUUUGAUACCCAUGUAUUAAAAUGGUCUAUACCAGUAACAUUUGGAAAUAAGCCAGUACCUAGAGAUGGUCAUUCUGCUUGUAUAAUUAAUUAUUGUAUGUAUAUUUAUGGUGGCUUUCAAGAAAGCCAAUUCUCUCAGGACUUAUGUAUGUUUGAUUUCCGUUCUAUGACAUGGCACAAAAUCAGAACAGAGGGAACUCCACCAUCACUUAGAGAUUUUCAUACUGCUACUGCAAUUGAUAACAAAAUGUAUGUUUUUGGAGGUCGUGGGGAUGUGCAUGCACCCAGAAUAACUGACAGAGAAGUUUACUGUUCAGAAAUUUAUUACUUCGACACUACAACGCAUACUUGGAUACGACCUAAUGUGUACAGCAAUAAACCUCCUGGUAGACGUAGUCAUUCUGCUUUUUAUCAUAACGGAUUUUUAUACAUAUUUGGAGGCUUCAAUAGAAAUAUGAAUCUUCAUUUCCAAGAUAUAAAUCGUUAUGAUCCUACUAGUUCUACUUGGAUGACCAUUACACCAAAAGGUGUAUCACCAUGUGCUAGACGAAGACAAAUUUGUUUAGUAAUUGAAAAUAGAGUAUUUAUAUCUGGUGGAACUAGUCCCAUACCACCAAAACCUCCUAUUCCUUUGAGACAAAUGGAUUAUGAUCUAACCGAACAACUUUUCAACCAACUAAAAGAUCACGAUGACCUUCAUAUUUUAGAUCUCAAUCCCAGUUUAAAAGAUAUGUGUCUAGUUAAAGUAUGGGAAAAACUUGAAGAAGAGGAAAUUAACUUUGAUGAUCUUGACAUACCAAAAACACUAAAAAAUGAUUUAGCUGCAGUUGAUCCUUUUGAAGUGAUUGACACAGGUGUUGUAGAUUCUUCUUCUCCGUCUUAUGAAAUACAUUUUCCUCCUCUGCCUUUGCCUGAGCAAUUGGUUGAUCUUCCGCCUAAUCCAUUUGAAUAGUUCUUAUUUAUAAAUUUUGUAUUUUCAGUUAUAAAAAUAUAUAUAUAUA